Purpureocillium lilacinum is the source of this 1146-nucleotide messenger RNA. RefSeq lists its product as uncharacterized. The record is from RefSeq and is a predicted model, not a curated record. Gene Ontology annotation, molecular function: oxidoreductase activity. Lineage: Eukaryota; Fungi; Ascomycota; Sordariomycetes; Hypocreales; Ophiocordycipitaceae.
AUGGCGUACACUGGCACCGGCCCCGUUGCCGGACCACGGGCCCUCUCGGAAGCGCCGACGGCCUUUGCGCCCACCGUCAAUGAUGCACCGCUCCUCCCUACUGGCUUCCCGGACGUCCUGGAUUCGUCCAUGGCUUGGGCGGGCACCGAUUUCGCCAAGCACUCCGACUUCAUUCUUCGUCUCAAUGACGUGGACAUCAAGGAGGCUGAAGAAGCCUUGGAACACUUCAAAGCCUUGGGACUCGACGGCGACCUCAUGUCGCGCCAGUCCUUCCCGUUGCCAAACCUGGGUCCCAGGCUAGACAGAUUCCGCCUGAACCUCCAUGAUGGAACAGGUUUCGGGCUGAUUCGAGGACUGGAUCCGCAGAGAUACGCGGUCGAAGACUUGACCAUGCUGCACCUCGGAAUUCAGUGCUACAUCGCCAACCGCCAAGGACGCCAGGACAAGAAGGGCAACAUGCUUGUUCACAUCGUAGCGGACAACUCGUCCAGAGAGAGAGCCAAUCAUCACCGUCAUUCGACGGCACCGAUUACGUUCCACAACGAGGAGGCUGGCGACAUCAUCAGCUGGCUGACGCGAAGCACCGCCGCCACCGGGGGAAAGUGCAUCAUUGCUUCGGCCUACACCGUCUACAAUGUGCUUGCAGCGAGCCGACCGGACUUGGUGCGCACGCUUGCCCGCUCUGACUGGCCAUUUGCUCUGCCCCGGUUCCAGUGCCGCCCAGUCAUCUUCUACCACCAGGGGCGGCUGAUCACCAACUUUGGCAGAACGGCGCUGCUGGGGAGCUCCAGUUAUGCCCGCUCCGAGCGGCUUCCCAAGCUCAACAGCAGCCAGACGGAAGCCUUGGACGCCAUCGAAAGCAUUGCGCGGGCAACGCAACUCGAAAUCGCCACUCAGGCUGGUGAUAUGCACUUCAUCAACAACCUGGCAGUUCUGCACCGGCGAGAGGGAUUUGUCGACGGAGAGGCACCGACCGAGCGUCGACACUUGGUCCGCAUGAGGCUUCGCGACGACGACAUGGGGUGGGCCAUCCCUGCCGAUCUCGCUUUGGAAUGGACCAAGGCUUUUGCGCCAGGACGAGCCAGAACAUGGCAUCUCGAACCCAUGCCCGACGGCUUCUUUCCCUUGCGGACCCAACCCAACUGA